This is a messenger RNA of Amblyraja radiata (thorny skate), 4524 nucleotides long. Its product is annotated as KIAA1958 ortholog. The transcript has 4 exons. The coding region runs from base 242 to 2362 and encodes 706 amino acids. The record is from RefSeq and is a predicted model, not a curated record. Lineage: Eukaryota; Metazoa; Chordata; Chondrichthyes; Rajiformes; Rajidae.
CCGGACGCCGUGUUUGCGUUCCGUCCCGAUCGCCGGCAGAAACCAAGAGGCGGCGGUGGUGGAUUGAGAGGCCGGGCGGUCGCCGCGGCUCCGCCAGGCGGGAGGGGGCAUCGCACCGACGACAGCGGCAGAGAGGGAGGGAGAGAGAGAGAGAGAGAGAGAGGGGGACGCGGGGCGCAGGUUGCUCCUAUGGAUGCCGAGGUACAGAACACUGACUACUGAAGAUUGAGAACGCAACAAGAUGGAGGACUGUCUUCACACGUCUUCAGAAAACUUGUCCAAACUGGUUAGCUGGGCUCACAGUCAUGGAACAAUCUGCAGUCUCAUUCCAAACCUGAAGCACUUGUUGACUGAAGGGGCCCAUGGAAACCUUACUGCAAUGUGGGGCUGUGGGGCUGGUCAUGCAUAUCACUGGCCACUGGCUGUGACCUGCAGGACAGGCUCCCAGGACAGAGUGUGCUUUCAGGACAAUAGAAGCUUUAACUCGGAUAGCCCCAGCAUUAUUGCAAUGUCAUCGGAGGUUCAACAAAGCCCGUCAGAGAAAUACCUUAAUAGGUGCUCAAAAGGAAAGGUCGAGUGUCCCAGGAAUAGAGAUUCCUGUGACUUUUCAUAUAGUGAACAUUCGGAGGUUGAUGAAAAUGUGGAAGAGUAUGAUGAUGGUGAUUUAUUUCACAUGGCAUGCGAAUCUUCAGCAACCGAUGAAGACAGUGACUAUGAAUCUCGGCUACAAAAGAAUAUACUGAAGAGGCGUGAAGUAGGGUCUUCUCUUGCACUGGACACCCCAAAUCACCUUGUUCUUGAAAACAAUAAUGAAGUUAUUGUUAAAAAGAUUAAGCAAGAGGGUCCUGAAGACUAUUACAUUGUGACAAAUGCAGAAAUAACUCUAGACAAUGAGAGUUCACCUGUUACGGUGAGAUCCAAGCCAAAAUCUGGUCCUGCAUCCUUUUUGGGGCCGACCAAAUCUUCAGCCCUCCUUCCUGCUAGUCAUAUGCCUGAAAGGACUGACUCUAAAGCUAUUUCUAUUAUUCCAACAAACAUCACAAGGACAAUGGGUCCCAAGUCUGUAAAGAGUUGCGCAAGCUCACAUAAGAAGCUGAAUGACAGUCAAGGUACUGGGCAGCAGUUAGUUCUUCAAAUGCCAGUCAGCACUUCAGGAGGAAACCAGCAAAUCAAUAUCCCAUUGUCAGCUCUCCAGCUUCCCGGCCAAGAGGAGCACAAUGCUUCUGAAGACACAGGGAUACAGAUGGUAAAGACCGGAGCAUCCAGCGAAGUUUCGUUAUCUCCAUCCAUCAGUGCCGAACCUGAAGUCAGCUCCAGUCAGCAACAGUCAAGUUUGCUUCAGUCUCUGGCGAAAGAUGCCAGUGCACAAUCAUCAGCAGCAGCCCUUUCAGGAAAACUCAACAGGUUUCCACAAUUUGACGGUGAAUUGAAGGAGCUCUGUACAAGCGCUGUCAGUGCCAACACCACAAAGGCGACCCUGUAUUCACUGAAUGUAUGGCGGUACUGGUGUGUAACACGCGAGCUGAAGCAUUAUAUGGACAUUACCAAGAUUCCACCCGCGAAGCUCAACGAGCUGCUGGAGGACUUCUACGUAACCGUGAGAAAGACCGAUGGCUCCGAUUUUCUGGCCACCUCCCUUCACGCAAUCCGGCGGGGCCUGGAUCGUGUGCUGAAGAACGCCAAUGUGGGCUUCUCGGUAGGUGACGCCAUCUUCAAUUCCUCCACCCUGAAGCUGAGGGACAAACUGAGGAUGCUGAACAAGGCUGGCAUGUCCGGCUCACGAUCCAGAAACAUCAUCUACUUCACUGGUCAGGACGAGGAGGAGAUGUGGCAGGCGGGCUACCUGGGUGACACCAACCCAGUGGCUUUGCUCAGCGUGGUGGUGAAGUUCAACAGCCAGUACUUCAAUAUGAGAACCUUGCAGGAGCACGUAGACCUCAUGUAUGGGGAUAUCGAGCUGCUCAAGGACACAGAAAACAGGCCCUUCUUUGCACGGACUGACAUGGUCAAAAGAGAGAGCAAAGUCUGCAGCAACAAGCUCUGCUUUGGGCAGGUCUACCAUGAGCAUUCAGAAGGACUCAAGAGGUGUCCAUACUGCCUGCUGUAUAAAUACAUGUACACCCACCGGCCUCCUAGCCAGCGAGAUCCUAAAUCUCCCUUUUAUCUCGUAGCCAGAAAGGAUUUCUCCCAGCUGGACAGCGUCUGGUUUGAGGAGCAGCGAAUGGGCCUCCGCUCUCUCAGGGCAGUGGUCCCCAAACUUGCAAAGAAAGUACGGCUUGAGCAAAGCGAGAGCUUCACAUUUGUGUCCUUCACUCAGGCAUCUCUCCUCAAGCCAGGAAAAUUUCUUUCUACUGACAGCUGAGGAACGCCUGUGGCUUUGGACCAAAAGAGUUGUUAUAACCAUAGAUCUUCUAAAUACUGGGGAUGGAAAAUAACAAUCAGGCUAGCAGAUAGAAAAUGAAACACAAUGUGAAUUAAUUUGGAAGGGGCAAUAGUUAGUUAUUUAAUCAUCCAUAAUCCUUUUGUUGCAACAUUUUCAUUACAGGUUUGUUUUUCUAAACGACAAUUGUGACAUAACCUCUGUAAAAUAAAACUGAACUGCAAACUAUUACCGUGGGGAAUUUGGUGAGGAUUGGAAUUCCCUGGUAAGUAGUGGUGAGUAACGGAGUGUUAUUUUUAAAUCAAAUUAUUCUCUUUAUCUUAUUAGAACAAAAAUUACAAGCCAGCAACAGUUAACUGGGCCUGUGACGAGGUGCUAAUAAUGUUCACUGUAUGUAACCAGUGUGUUUCUGAAGAGAUCCCUUCAAGAUCACAGAGUUUAUUAGAGUUGGCAAACUUGAAUGAUGAAGUUACACAUUGUGAUUAAUAGAAAAGGUCAAAGGCUGAAUAUCCUGUGGUGAAUGACCCACCUACUGGCUCAUCAAGUCCUUUUCCACAAUGACUAGUCAGGAGUGUGAUGGACUACUCUGCUUAGUGGCAUUCCGGACAAAGUAGCCCAUUAUUAUUGUCACCCCAUCCACUGAAUUAAUACUCCCUUCAACACUGUUGCACUGUGAUUACAUGCGCAAAAUCUAUAAAAUUCAUCGCAGUUACUCAUUUCAGUUGCUCUCUAAGGAGCUCCCAAAGCUGCUGAAUCUACCAUGAAGGACAAAACAGCAGGGAGUAGGAACAACAACAUCUACAGGACUCCACACUAUCCUGACGGAGUAUAUCAUCAUUCCUUUGUUGUCACUGGGUCUAAAUCCUGAAACACCUCAGCCAGCAACACUGGCAGUGUCUUCACCUGAAAGACUGCAGCAGUUCAGCAGCUGGUAGGUGGAUUAGGACAAUAAAUACUGGCCUUGCCUGUGACACCUAUAUUACAGACAUGAAAAAAAACCCUACUUAUUCUCCUCUUGAAAGACUAAAACAGAGAUGAUAUUGAGUUUGCUGGAUUUAAGGGUGUAGUGUUGAAAGGAAAGAAGAUGCUUAUUUAAAGGGACUAGAGUAAAUUUAUGAAUAAUCCAAGUUAUUUACAGGGAACGAUCAAGAUAAAAUUGAUUAACCAAGAUUACCGACAUUAAAGGGAUCUAACUUUUCUUAUAUCAGUCUACUAUACAUAAAUAUUACAACUCCAGAGGAUACUAAACUAAAUUCUCAUGUAUGUGUAAUAAAAACAUCUACUUAUACAUGAUAAUAUCCAGCUCUAUGUCGUCACUACUCCAUGACCUCUCCACAGUCUCCGACAUGCUUCUUGCCUGACACUCAAUCACGGACAAACAGAAAUUUCUGCCAUAUUAUUAUUGGAAAGGCAACAACCAUUCUUUUUUUGUCUGCUUGACAUUUUGUUUCCAGACACUGACUCCAUCCCCUUUCUGACCAGUGUCUAAGACCGAACAAGGCCAAUCGCAACCCCAAUUUGAUCCCAAGCUGAGCUUUCAACCAUAAAGCCGCUCUGUAGCAAAACCUCCACCGUGUCAUGAUCACCUGGCCUCCCCUCCUUCUGCUACUGUUAGCUCUAAGUUGUUCUAAUGCUUCCUGGGUCUCAUGAACUUUAAUGCAUCUAAUCUCUCUGAAUUUGCAUCGAGUUCCUUUCAUCCAUUGCUCCUUUGUUUCCUCAUUUGCUUUGGCUCCAAUUCCAGUAAUUAUGUUUGACGGUGAAAUCCAUCCAUGACCUUCUCCUGCCCACCACCCACCAUAUAUCUCUGCAACAUUUUUCAUUCUUGCUGCACCAAGUUUUUGGUGCUCCUCUGAUUCUGGCUGGUUGCAUAGUUCCAAUUCUGAUGAAUCCACCCAUGCUGCCUUCAUUUGCUUGGCUUUGGACACCAGAAUUCCUCAAAUUAUAAGCCUCAAAGGCUUUUUGCUCUUUCAAAAUGCUUCAUAAACCCAUCUCAUUGGUCCAGUUCUAGGUCAACUGUCCUUCUGUAUCUUGUCGUGGAUUCAUGUCAAAUCUUAUUUGUUAAUGUUCAGUGAAGCACCUUGCGACAUGUUUAAGGGUAUUAUAAAAGCUCAAGCUAAUGUUUGAAUAAAUGGAUUUUAACCACA